CAGACAUAAAUGCUGUAUGAUUUUUUAUACGAUCGUAUACAGAAAUUGCAUGUAUAACCUUUAAAACAUUGAACAGCAUUUGUGUCUGAUACUGUACUUAAUUUUGUCGGUAUCUUUGCUACUGAGCUUAUUGAGGAACUCAGAAAACGACGUCUGAACAGCUGAGUGAACUUUUUACGGUAAUAAAUUUUUCUUAAAUCGAAAUUAAUUCAUGUAUCCUUCUUCAUUGAGUACAGCAAAAUUUUAAUUUAAAAAAAUGAAUUUUUUUUUUCCAACAUUCAAUCAUUAUGAAUAAUUUUUAACUCAAGAAAUUAAUCAAAAUAUUGAUAUUGAGAAAUAUGAACAUGGAUUCAUUAUCAGAAGAAUUAGAAAAAAUCAAAAUUUCCAACUUUUCUUCAAGUCUAAUUCGAAAUUUUAUUUAUCUAAUUGAAAAUACUUAUGUUCCACAAUUUUCUCAUGGAGAACAUCAUCCAUGUGAUGAACAUGACUACGAAGAUUUUCGCAAAAUUAUUGAUACCAAUUUAGAACAGAUAAAAUAUAAUUUUUAUGAUGUUUUAAAAUCUAUUAAAGAUGAUUGUGAUAAACAAUUACCAAUAUUGAUUCAUCUAAUUAUCAUUGUUGGGGAGCAAAGUGAACAAAGUCACUGGAAUACUCAGAAAUCCGUCUCUCUUGCUCAUAAUAUUUUAGAAGAAAUUUGCAAUUUUUUAAACAUAGAAAGAAUAUCACAAUUCUUUACUAAUAAUCUUAAUGAUAAUUUGAAAAAAGUUUUAAUAACUUUACGGCCUAAAUUAUUAAAAAAUACAUGGAAGAAUUACCCUGCGGCUGUAUUAUGUUAUAAAUGGAUUUUACAUCAAACUCAGGCUCCUAAACUAUUAGAAUAUCUAUCAGAUGUUUUACCAACUGCUUUAAUUAUCUAUGAUGACUAUGUGCCAGCAAAUAGGAUUUUAGGAUUAAAAUGUAUUCAUAAAAUUUUAGAACAUUCCUCUAUGCAACAUGAAUUUGUAAGAAGUGGAUAUGUUGAUGUACUUUAUGAUGCCCUAGAAAAGUUAACUCGACAUCGAGAAACAGAGUAUAUAAUUCCUUUAUACUCUUGUUUAACAACAGUGUUAAUGAAUCUCGAAUAUGGAAAUACAUCUAAUACAUACGAGUGGACCAAAAGAGAUAACAUAAUAGGAACACUUUUAGAUAAUAUGGAAUUUGAGACUAAUCUUGAGCUCCGUCAUGCCUAUAUGACCAGUUUACCUCAAUUAUUAACAAAUAUUGGAUGUGCCAAAUGGUGUGAAAGGUUAACCAGAUUGUUAUCUGAAUAUUGUGGUAAUCAUACAGAUUUGAGGACUCUUAGAGCAACAUUACAAGUUGCUGAAACAAUUCUUUCCAUGUUUCAUGUGAGAAUACCUUCCCAUUGUUUAGAAUUAUAUAGUGCAUUUUUAAAGUUACAUUAUGAUCUAACAGAAACUCCAAUUUUUGAUGAAGAAAUAAUUCGAAGCUUAGAAAGAUGUAUUUAUUUAUUAUAUAAUAUAACUCCAGCAAUUGGAUCGAAGGUUAUUCGAGAUGAUCGAAUGCGAAGUAUUAUUAAGAAUAAUUUACAUUUUAGUUGUUUUACUGAUACUAAAUACUGUAAUUAACAUAAAAUAUGUAUGAAUUUAA
Molecule: messenger RNA, 1647 nt
Organism: Chelonus insularis
Lineage: Eukaryota; Metazoa; Arthropoda; Insecta; Hymenoptera; Braconidae
Product: TELO2-interacting protein 2-like
Exons: 5
Coding region: 339-1625 (428 amino acids)
Cellular component (GO): cytosol; TTT Hsp90 cochaperone complex; nucleus
Source: RefSeq, a predicted model, not a curated record